AUGAAGCCUAUGAGGUCUAAAGCCAACGGUGCUCAGAAUCCAAAUUGCAGCAUAAUGAUAUUUCAUCCGACCAAAGAAGAAUUUAGUGAUUUUGAUAACUAUAUUGCUUACAUGGAAUCACAGGGUGCACACCGCGGAGGUGUGGCCAAGGUUAUUCCACCCAAGGAGUGGAGGGCCAGAAAGACCUAUGAGGACAUCAAUGACAUCUUAAUACCACUCCCUCUCCAACAGAUAGUCUCUGGGAAGGCGGGGGUCUUUACUCAGUACCACAAGAAGAAGAAAGCCAUGAGUGUGGGCGAUUAUCACCAACUAGCAAACAGCAACAAAUACCGGGCCCCAGCCCAUCUCAGUUUUGAGGAUUUGGAGAGAAUCUACUGGAAGAACCGCCUUUACGGUUCUCCAAUUUACGGGGCCGACAUCAGCGGCUCUUUAUUUGAUGAGAACACGAUGCAUUGGAACCUCAGAAGCCUGGGCACCAUUCAGGACCUCUUAGAGAAGGAGUGCGGCGUGCUCAUCGAGGGCGUCAACACCCCCUACCUCUACUUUGGCAUGUGGAAGACCACGUUCGCCUGGCACACGGAGGACAUGGACCUUUACAGCGUCAACUACCUGCACUUUGGCGAGCCCAAGACGUGGUACGCGGUGCCCCCUGAGCACGGGCGGCGGCUGGAGGAGCUGGCUGCACAGCUCUUCCCUGCCAGCGCCCAAGCCUGCCGGGCCUUCCUGCGCCACAAGGUAGCCCUCAUCUCACCCAGUGUGCUGCGGGAGAACGGCAUUCCGUGCCAGCGUGUCACUCAGCAGCCCGGCGAGUUCGUGGUCACCUUCCCCUAUGGCUACCACGCGGGCUUCAACCACGGCUUCAACUGCGCCGAAGCCAUCAACUUCGCCACCCUGCGCUGGAUCGACUAUGGCAAGGCGGCCUCCCAGUGCAGCUGCGGGGAGGCUAAGGUGUCCUUUUCCAUGGACGCCUUCGUGCGCAUCCUGCAACCCGAGCGCUAUGAGCUGUGGAAGCGUGGGUUGGACCGGGCGCCUGUGGACCACACGCAGCCCACGGAAACAGCCGGCAAGGAGCAGAGAUCCCAGAGGAAAGAUCGCACGUUGCGGAGGGCUGCCUUGGGUUUGAGGCACCUCCGGCACUACCAGGUUGCAAAACUGCCUAGGCCCCUGGCCAUGGGUGGUGGAACCCACUUCCGGGCACCUGGUCCCCAGUGA
Molecule: messenger RNA, 1212 nt
Organism: Ochotona curzoniae (black-lipped pika)
Lineage: Eukaryota; Metazoa; Chordata; Mammalia; Lagomorpha; Ochotonidae
Gene: KDM4D
Product: lysine demethylase 4D
Exons: 2
Coding region: 1-1212 (403 amino acids)
Biological process (GO): chromatin remodeling
Cellular component (GO): nucleus
Molecular function (GO): histone H3K9 demethylase activity
Source: RefSeq, a predicted model, not a curated record